Striga asiatica is the source of this 1332-nucleotide messenger RNA. NCBI's taxonomy places the organism in Eukaryota, Viridiplantae, Streptophyta, Magnoliopsida, Lamiales, Orobanchaceae. The record is from the annotation of a GenBank genome assembly.
AUGGAAAAGAGUCACCUUAGGUUUUCUUUCGUCGUUCGUCUUCUUUUGUUGUUUGAAAUAUUUGAAUUUGGAUUUAUGUUAAAUGAAAUGGGAAAUGAAGAUGGAUCAGAACGCUGGGGAUAUGUUGAAGUUAGGGACCAGGUGAAUUUGUUUUGGUGGUAUUAUCGUAGUCCAAACAGGACUAAAGAUUCAGCAAAUCCAUGGCCCGUCAUUCUCUGGCUGCAGGGUGGACCUGAUAGUCCAGCAGGGACAGGAUUUAGUUAUGUAAAUGAUCCAAGAUUGUUGGCGACAAGUGAUGAAGAGGCUGCAUUAGAUUUGACAAAGCUUUUGAUUCAAGUUUUUAACGCUUGUGAGAGUCUACCAAUGAGUCCUCUCUAUAUUGUGGGAGAAUCUUAUGGAGGAAAACAUGCUGCUAUUCUUGCCUUAAAUGUUCUCCAUGACUUGUUUUGGGUUCCUCAUGGAUAUCACCAGCGGAUUUUACGUCUUGCCAAGAAAAUAGAGGAGCAAGUUGAGGCUGGCGACUUUGUUAAUGCGACCUCAACAUUUUGGCAUCUUACAGAUGUCCUCCUAAACAACUCCUGGGGUGUGGACAUCUACAAUUUCAUGUUGGAUGCCGUGAAUGACCCUUUAGUAAAUUCAAACUCGAUAACCAAUAGAUACACCACAUAUUCGACUUCUUCUUCAAAAGUUUCUAAUUCUGUUAACCUUAACACAUUGAUGAAUGGAGUGAUAAGGGAGAAACUCAAGAUCAUACCACCCCAUGUUAUAUGGAAAUUCAGCUCGGAUCUGGUUUUCAACGCACUGGCUGGAGAAUUUAUGAAACCAAGAAUUUACGAGGUUGAUAUACUGUUGGAAAAAGGAGUCCCUGUGACUAUAUACAGUGGCCAGUUGGAUGUCAUAUGCUCACCGAAAGGAACCGAGGCAUGGGUGAAAAAGCUCAAGUGGGAGGGGCUUCAGAAUUUCAUGAGCACGGCAAGGACACCAAUAGCUUACACGUCAAAUGGCCAGGGAAUGCUAUUUGGAUUCGAAAAAUCCCAUGAAAAUUUGUCAUUUUAUUGGAUUCUAGGAGCCGGUCAUUUUGUACCAGCUGAAAGGCCCUUUGUAGCAAUGGAAAUGAUAGGAAAAGCAACCAACUCUCCAGCUCCAUCAUUGUAAUUAGUUGGAGCUUCUGGUGUCAAAACUGUAGAUUAUGCAUGCAUUUUAAUGAUGUUUCAUAUUUUUCGUAUCGUAUUAAAAGUAGUUUCAUUUGUUACACAAGUAAUUAAGUAGUUAUAUAUUUAAUUCGGCAUUCAAUUUUAAAGGGAUUAUAUAAGUUACUUACACAAAAAAAUU